Messenger RNA from Armigeres subalbatus, 2876 nucleotides. RefSeq names its product IDLSRF-like peptide. The coding region runs from base 322 to 918 and encodes 198 amino acids. Gene Ontology annotation, molecular function: protein binding. The record is from RefSeq and is a predicted model, not a curated record. NCBI's taxonomy places the organism in Eukaryota, Metazoa, Arthropoda, Insecta, Diptera, Culicidae. The transcript has 4 exons.
GUCCUUCUUCAGUGCGCGAGGAAACCAAACCUCAUAUGUAUCAGUGAAAAAAGCUUAAUUUAUUUAAAUUAGUCAGUAGGGAGAAGUCAAUUUUAUUACUUGAAAAAAGUUCAGCUCAAUCGAUUAUUAAUGAAUAAUUGCAAUGUGUUAGCAGUUGGAAAUUUAUUUCAAAAUUAUUCGCGUGGAUGAAGCAAAUUUUAAGAAAUUUUUAAGCUCAUCUCAAUCCUAUCAGUGCAGAUUUUUAUUAUUUUUACUUGCCUGCAUAUCCAAUCAGAUCUGAAUAAGUGUCCUAAAAAGGAAUAUCUGUGCAAAAAUUACACCAUGUCGAGAGCGCAUUGGUUUGCAAUUUGUAAUAUCCUUUUUGCGUCACUACCUCUAGCAGUACUUGGCAUCGAUCUCAGUCGUCUUUAUGGACAUAUGCCUCCGGUCUCAAAAAGGAGUGAAGCCUGUCAUCCAUAUGAACCGUUCAAGUGCCCAGGGGAUGGAAAUUGUAUUUCUAUUCAAUAUCUGUGCGACGGAGCACCUGACUGCUCGGACGGUUACGAUGAGGACAUGAGGCUUUGUACGGCAGCAAAACGGCCACCAGUUGAGGAAACUGCAUCAUUUUUACAAAGCUUAUUAGCUUCGCAUGGACCGAACUACCUAGAAAAACUGUUCGGUAGUAAAGCACGGGAUGCACUGGCACCUCUGGGAGGUGUGGAAAAAGUGGCAAUAGCUCUCAGUGAGUCACAGACCAUAGAAGAUUUCGGAGCUGCAUUGCAUUUAAUGAGGUCUGACUUGGAGCACUUGAGAUCCGUGUUCAUGGCGGUGGAAAACGGUGAUUUAGGAAUGCUUAAAUCGAUAGGCAUCAAGGAUUCCGAACUCGGCGACGUCAAGUUUUUCCUCGAAAAAUUAGUCAAUACAGGCUUUCUCGAUUGAGUGGCACCAGAAUCAUAUUCGCCAUAUUAUUAUUCAGUUCCUCUGCAGCCCCAGUUCUACUCCUAUUUGGGAUCUUCAUACGAAGGGUAUAACUACUAAUAUGGAGAUUUGCAAAUGGUUUUACAUCUAAAGCCAGUUAUGUGGUUCUGAAAUACUGACUGACACAAAUAGUUUCCUAACCACGUAUCUGCCUUUGUAAAUUCAUGUUUAUUUUUAUAUUGUUUAAUUUUUAUUUUAAUAUUUGAUUUAACAGGGUUUCUUUAUAUCUUAAAAAAGCAAAUAUUGUUCAUAAAUAUACAUGUUCGCAUAUCUAUAUUUAUACAAUUCUCUAAACUAGAUAAAAGUUGUCAAAUACUGUGCACACAUUUAGUUGAACUUCAUCAGCAGAAACGUCCAUAUUAUAGUGCUUAAAUUGAACGAAAAUCGCAAGAAAUUAAUGAUAAAUAAUGGAUUGAUACAUCUUAUGGAAAGAGUGACGUGGAGUUUCAGUAAGCUCAUCUUUAUAAUAGCUUUGAGCUACAGGGAAAAUAUAUUGAUAUUAUUUUCUUUGGUAUAGGCUAUUAAACGAAACAUAUCAGCUCUACUGCAAUAGACUUUAGACUUUUAAUAUGAGCUAAGCUUUGCAACGAAAUUUAAUUUCCAGGUCUACAAAAGGAACUCCAUUUAACAUGCAAUCCCAAACUCAAACAAAUCUGAAGGAGUUGUGUACCUUAUUCUAGAACAUAAAUAAACAAAAACAAAACAGUUGUGCAAUCAACCCAUGCCACAUAUAUUAACUCGUAUUUACAAAACAUUCCUACCCUUUUAUGACAGACAAAAAUAUUUUAGGAAAAUAACCUGAAGGACGAGUGAAAUUUGGAAUCAAUCAAAUGAAUAAAAAAAUGUUGUGCAGAAAUGCAGCAUAGCAGGAGAACAACCCAAUAUCUUAUGAGAGACCACUAAUAGAAAAAAAAUCACAAGCAGACAUAUCGAUCGUUCAUCUUAUGAAAGCAACAAAGAACAAAAUCAAUGUUGCUGCGUAAUGUACCAUGAAAAGUUCUAUUCACGUUCGAAUACAUUCUAGAUGUUUUGCACGAACAACUAGAUGUCAAACAUAUCUAAUGGUAAUGGACAUUGUUUAGUUUCACUUUACCUUUAUAUCACACGUACACGAAACAGACAGAACUAUUGUGAAAUCAUGUUUUCUAGAAUUUUGAAAAAAAAAAUUGUUUCAUAUGCUUCAGAGAAGUAUUAUUUUUGAGCAAUGGAAUCUUGAAUUCGAGUAAUAAUUUACUAAUACUGAAAACAGUCCGCAGAGAAGCAUAUCAAAUACAUAUCAAAUUUGCAAAGCAAAUGAACUGUUUAAAAAUCAUAGGCAAUAUGUAUCGUACUGUUUUAUUGAUAAACUUUAUAUUGAGUUGGAUAUAAGAAAGAAAACUUUGCAAGCAAUAUUUUCAUUAACAUUGUAUUAUUGAAACACUUUUAAUUGUUCCAAUGUGCCACGAAUUAGACUAGAAAUUCAUAUCCCUGAUACAUAUAUUUAAUUUCGUUUAUUCCGUUCUCAUACAAUUAUCCAAAGUUAGGGCAAUCAUCUUCGUGCAUAACUCACUCCAUUUCGCAACUAUUAUAACGGCACAGACUGUCUAUAGCAACAUGCACAAUCUAUCUUUGUAUACUAUCCAGAGCUUAACUUCGAACGUAAACGAUAACUAUUUUAAAUAUAUUUCAAAAAUAUCUACCCUGUAUUACUCAUCUACUUUCGUUGACUAAAUUGAUAUUAUUUAAACAUUAAACCCUUGCUGCAUAUAUGUUUACAUUUCAAAUUGACAUGAAGCUAAUAUCUUUUUUGUAAAAGCUUUAUAACAAUUAUGUUUUAUUGUGCAAUCAUGUGCAAUGAAACAUAGAUAAAAUCUAUGGGAAUAUAAUUUACGGCCUGAAAACACUUCAUAUAUUAUAAGUCUUAUUUUCUCUUAGCGACA